This is a messenger RNA of Dovyalis caffra, 807 nucleotides long. The record is from the annotation of a GenBank genome assembly. Lineage: Eukaryota; Viridiplantae; Streptophyta; Magnoliopsida; Malpighiales; Salicaceae.
AUGGGAAGGUCUCCUUGCUGUGAAAAAGCUCAUACAAACAAAGGUGCGUGGACCAAGGAAGAAGAUGAUCGCCUUAUUGCUUACAUUAGAGCUCACGGUGAAGGUUGCUGGCGUUCACUUCCUAAAGCUGCUGGUCUUCUUAGAUGCGGCAAGAGUUGCAGACUUCGUUGGAUCAACUACUUAAGACCGGACCUUAAACGUGGCAAUUUCACUGAAGAAGAAGAUGAGCUCAUUAUCAAACUCCAUAGCCUCCUUGGAAACAAAUGGUCACUUAUAGCCGGAAGAUUACCAGGGAGAACAGAUAAUGAGAUAAAGAAUUAUUGGAACACACAUAUAAGAAGAAAGCUUUUGAAUAGAGGCAUAGAUCCUGCAACUCAUAGGCCACUCAAUGAACCAGCACAAGAAGCUACAACAACAAUUUCUUUCACUACUUCUACUUCAGUUAAAGAAGAGUCUUUAAGUUCUGUAAUGAAAGAGGAAAGUCCAGAGAAGAUAAUUAACACAACUGCUAUUGUAUGCAAAGAAGAGAAAACCCAAGUUCAAGAAAGGUGUCCAGAUUUGAAUCUUGAACUUAGAAUUUGCCUUCCUCACCAAAACCAGCCUGAUCAUCACCAGUCAUUCAAAACUGGAGGAAGUAGAAGUCUUUGUUUUGCUUGCAGUUUGGGGCUACAAAACAGCAAGGAUUGCAGUUGCAGUGUUAUUGUGGAUACUAUUGGAAGCAGUAGUAGCACUAGCACAAAAACUGGCUAUGACUUCUUAGGCAUGAAAAGUGGUGUUUUGGAUUAUAGAAGCUUGGAGAUGAAAUAA